UAUGGCGGUUGUUUUUGUGCAUGCCUGGAGAGGUUAACAGCGAUUAAAGACGUUAGAAAAAGCUUAAAAUCUCAGAAAAUAGCCUUUUGAACAACAAAAGCCUUAAAAGAUGGCCAAUGAAGAAGAUGCCGCAAGUAUCAGACCGCCAGAACCGGUUACAAUUGUCGUGGUUCGAUGCAAAAAUCUGGUAAGCGUACGUACAUGUAAGCCUGUUUGUAUUUCUUAACGAAUCUCCAGUUCAUUAAAUUGUAUUAAAUGAAGAAAUUUCUAAAAACCAAGAAUUUUCCAUAACGUAGACUUUUUAAGGGAAAAUUUGUUUGCAAAUGUGGUUAUAUUCUUUCAUGUGUUCAUUGAUAUCAAUUGUUUCAGACGUCGGACAUCUGUAAGCUUUGCAAUUAAGGGGUCUUGGUUAAUUCGAGACACAACAUAAAAACCCAAUCAGCGUUUUGAAACUGAGUCUUGUAUGCUUUCCAGCAGGACAUCCUACAAUUUCAACCUCUUUCAGUUUGGAAAUAAAGAGAAAAAAAAAAGAGAAAAGUCGUCAUCUUAAACUACAAAAUACAGGGCCGUGCACUUACAGUAUUUACUUCUUAUUGAAUCACCAUACAUCAUUUUGAGUUCUUCCUUGUUCUUCAAAGCAUACCAAAAAGGUGGUCUGUAUUGUGUAGUUGCCCUCAUUACAAAAAAGGUCAAAAAUUGAUUUCUUAAUUUUUCUUGAGAGGCCAGCAAAACCUAAUAGUGGCACAAACAUGUUUGGGAGACUUCUCGGAAAGGCUGAUGAUAUUUGGAGAUCAGAUUCCAUUUCCCACUCCUAGCUCUCCUUGACAAUGAAACACCUCAGAAGGUUUCAGUCAUUGGCCCUGAACAGUGACAGAACCUUAGACUAUUUGAUCCAAAAUCUGUGCAGCAUCCAUCUGCAAAUUGUCUCUCCUCAUUACCUAAAACCAUUUAUAUGAUAAGCUUAACCCUUUAACUCCCAGAUCAAAUUUGUAAUUCUCCUUACUGUCAACUAUACAUUCUUAUGAUGUUAGUUGGGAGAAUUUAGUAUUGGAUCAACUUACCCCCAAAUUGAUAUUUUCUUUAUUCUCAUCACUUAUCUGGUUGAUAUUGUAUUGAUAUUGUAAGGAGAUAUUCUGUCUUGGUCACCCAUGAGAGUUAAAUAUUAAUUAUACAUGCAUUUGAUUCAUUCUUACUUUUAAUACACAUCAAAAGAUGAUGUCACCCUAAAAAAAACAUUUGCCCUUUUCAUCAAGGAAAACAAAAAGGUUCUAGCUAUCUUGUUGUUGAUCUGUGUAGUAUUUGAUCACAAAUGAUGUCAGAAUGUGUAAGAAUAUCAAUGACACACUCUGCCACAUCUUGUGUGCCACUUUUCUGAUCAAUUAAUGAACAGAUGCAUGGCAAAAUGGUAUUAAUAUGUUUUUUAAUUAUUCAGCUUAAAAGUGUUUUUCUUCUCACUUUCUAGAAAGGGUCUAAAGGUGAUUCCUUGAAUUCCUUGGUGAGGCUUGAGUUUGGUGCUAAUCUGCUCGGAGAAUCUCCAAAAGUUGAAGCAAACACAGAGACCCAUAGCACAGAAUACAACUUUAAUGCAUCAUUUGACUGUACAUUUGAAGAUGCUACUUUUUUGGACUCUAUAGCAUAUAAGCCUGUGAUAGGUAGGUAUUGAUUUUCUAGUUUGACUUUCAUUAAUUAUACUGUACAGUGUACAUGUACAUAGCAUUACUGACUGUCUUGUUCAAAACUUGAAUUUCUUGAGUGGGAGUUUCUUCCUGUCUUCUAACAGGAGUGAAUGCCCCCUCAAAAAAUGCAAUUUUUGCUUGUUACCCUUGAAAGCUACUAAUGAUGUGUGCAAUUUUAAAUAUAAUUGCAACUGUAUGAUGUUGUUUACAUUAUUUUUUGAAGAUGGGUAAAGACAUCAUUAAAAAUUUACAUCAGUAUCAUCAUUAACCAUUUACAUCAGUAUUCGUAAAUUAUUCUCCAUUCUCCUCUACCCUUCCUCUGGCACUGACAAGGCAGUGCUUUCAAUAAGAUUUGAAGUAGGUGGUGAAUGAACUUGCUGGUGAAUUGAACUUGCUGGUGAAUGUAUGUAAAACAAUUUCCCUUUUGUCAGCCCAUUAGUGCAAUUUAGAAUAAACUGGCUUCAAACAGACCUUUCUGUGUUUAACUUCAGCAAAUGAUCAUGAAGUAUUAGCUUCCUUUGUAACAGUUGUUUAAUUGAUUGUUUUAUUUCUACAGUAAUCAAAAUCUUCCAUUUGCUGGCAAUGUAAACUUGCUCCCUGAGUUUCACACAAAAGUCCUCUGAAAGGACAAAUAGUUACUGGUUAUUGCAAUUUGAGUUAGUAUUUUCAUAAGUAACUGCCUAUGUCAUACUUCUACUUCAUGUAUGAUGAAUUUAUGUGGCUAGAACACACAAAACAAGCGGAUAAAGAAGACCACCACUUUAAAGAAUGAAUGAAUCAAAGACUGCAGAAUUUCAAAAAUAAAUAAGUUGAAUACUCCAAUACCAAAUUGUGUUAUACAUGUAAUCUUUUACAGCAUGUCGUUUAUUUAUUUUUUUUUUUGUUCAAUAAUUUUGAUUGGGACCCUGCAGAGUAUACCCAACAAUUCACAACAGAGUAGUCCUGCCAGAGUUCUGGCAGGUGCCUGGUCUUAUUGAAAGCGCUGAAAACAAGAAUUUGUCUAGCAAUCAAAAGCCCUUGGGUUGCAAUCCAAUCAUUUUCUUAACAUGUAGAUUCUGGUCACUUCUAGUUUAUACAGGGUUAAUACAGUUGCAAAAUAAUGAAAUAAAAAGUUUCAAUUGAAGGGAAGCUGGGAGGGUGCCAUCAAAGCAAUUGUGUGUGGGGGGAAGUCACUAGUUAUUGAGACUGCCCUGUUUUUAAAGUGCUGAUAUAAGUACAUAGUCCUAAAAUAUCUUACAAAUAUAAUUUUUGAAUUUCAAAAUAUAUUUUUUUUUUGUUUUUCAGUUACUGUUGUUGAGGUUCUUCCUAAAGACAAGAAGGGAAAGGAAGAAAAAAUAAAUAUUUUGGGCCAAUCCUGUAUUGAUUUGCUGCCACUUCUUCAUGGUGAGGCACAUAAUACUUGUAGAUACUUGUACACUUAAACCAUGGUUAUAUUUUUGUUACACUGUUAUCAUUUUGGCAUUGUAGAUGCUGUAAAAAGUCAUUUUAACAACAUCAUAAUUAUAUAAUUAGUAAUUUGUACAUAUAGCCUUGUAUUUUUAUGAAGAUCCUCAUUUUGUAGGAUUUAAUCUUAAAAGAAAGGUACCUCUACCUGCACCUGCUGCAUGAUGGUUUUUCAUGAAAUUUAUACUUUCUCAAAAAUAAGUAAUUUUUUCUUCACUUGGGAAUUUUUAAGAACACUUGAGAAGUGCGAAGAAGCAAUUGCUUUUGGUUCCUUCUUCUUGGCACUUCUCUUGUGUUCUUUGAAAUGAUUUGCAGAAUUUCAUAAUCAAACAAGACCAAAAUUGCAUAACACAAAGUUCAAUUACUGCUUUAUUACAUCUAUUUUGAAAUUGCAAAUUUCAUUUAUUCACAUACAGGUUUUUUCAGUCUUUACAAAUAUUUUGUUGAUCCAGUACUGAGCUAGUUUUAUGAAAAGUUGCAAAAGUUGUCUUUCAUUUUCCUGCAAUUUGAUUGGUUCCUUUAAACAAGUCUUGAUAUCUGAUUGGUUGUUGUGUUUUAGUAAAGCUGUCUCAUAAGCUUGCACUGAUGAGAGAGAUUGCAAGGAUCACACAUGAUUUCAAAAUGAAUGUAAAAGACUCAGAGUUGCUGUUAUACAUGUCCUUUUAACCAUUUAAACCCUAACUUUUCCCUACAAUAUCACCCCUGAAUCACGCAUUGGGUCAUGAGAAUAAAGGAAAUGGUCACCAACAAGAGAAGCAUUUGAUUGGUAAACAAAUUCUCCUUGUCAGCACCUUAGGAAAUGUAUAAAGAACAGUAUGGAGAAUAAGUAUAUUGAUGUUAGGGUGUAAAGGGUUAAAUAAACAUUGAUCUCACGCAACCAAUUAUGGAUAACAGAAUGUGUUGAAUUUAAGGGAUAUUUCUCUAUUCACAUUUAGAUUUAGCUAUAGUUAUGUUUUUAUAUUAAUAACUUUAUAAUACUGCAUUUUCCCAUCUGGUUAAAGGGGAAACUAAAUUCAGUGUUAUGCAGUAUGUUCAUCCUGUCACUGUUCCAACUGAACCAGCCACAACUGAAAAUAUUUUGGUAAGAAAAAUCCUAAUUUAUUUUUUCCUUUUCUUUUCUUCCCUCGAUAAUGUUAUGCUUUCAUAAGGGACUUAUACUGAUUUCUUGAUUUGAUCUGUUAUUCUUUGACUUAAUAUAUAAAUGAUUUUAUGUUUACCAGUCUAAUUGUUGUGAUGAGAAUAAGUCAGGCAAUGAUAAAAUAUGAAAUAACCACAUUGAUACUGCCACAUUAUUCUUCUGUUUGUGACAUAUCGUUUACCAUACAUAAUGAAACCAAGUCUAUAAUUAUACACACAUACUAUGAUGAUUGUAUACGCUUAACUGAAAUAGAUCCUUGUAUUAGUGAAACUCUCCCAGUUAUCAUUCUUAAUGUAACAGUUACUGUAUAUUAACAAGUAUAAUUAAUAAUAAUAAUGUUAUUAUUAUAUUUUUAUUAUAAUCUAUUAUAUAACAGUAUACUAUUACUUAUUAAUGAUUAUUUAUUGAGUUUUAAAAUUGUUAUGUUUGCUCAUUCUCUCUUUUUUUUUUUAGCCUGAAAUUGAAGUGCAAGUUUCUGUGGCACAACCUCUUCUUACAGAAACACAGCUCCAUAACAGGUUUGAACAGGCUCUCAAAUAUUGAUUACAAGACUAACUCUAAAUCAUUAUAAGUAUCAAUAAAUUUUGUUUUCAGAAGAUAUCAAUGGCUGUAACUACAUGCAUGGGACAGCAUGUUACCAGCACAAUUGGUAACAAUCUAGGAAGUACAUGUAUGUGCAGGCACAUGUAUGCAGUUUUCAUGAUGGUGUGGAUGUGCUGCUGAAUUCCCUUCCUUAAUGCUACUGUUGCUUCCUGAAACAGGAAGCACUCCAGCAUUCCUCCCCAAAUAUUCCACUCUAUGGUUUUCAGUAACAUUUUCGAUAUUAAGCAGCUGUUGGUGGUACAGUCUGUGACUGUGGUGUAAGGCAGAAUUUAAACAAAGGAGUGUACUCACUGCAAGGCUAACAGACAGUGACAAGGGAUGCAGUAUUAUAGGUGGCAAAACAGUGCUAGAAACCAGUUUUUAUAUAAACUCCCUGCAAAUCCCACCAAGCUUUUACAAUAGGCUGUCAAAAACAUACAAGCAAACUUUUCAUAUCAACAUUACCCUGCAUCUGUGUGUAUGAAAUUCGUCUGUGCAGUUAACGUAUAAUUAUGCGAGCGGUACUGUACCAAGAUCCCAUUAGUAAUUCUCCUUACUUUCUGCCAAACAUUUCUCAUUAUGUUAGUCUGGAGAAUUUGGUAUCAGAUCAAUUAGUAAUCCCAUAGUUGAUAUUUUGUUCUCAUCACUUGUCUGCAUGAUAUUGUAUGGAUAUAGUAAGGAGAAAUUCUGUCUUGGUCACUCACAGGAGUUAAAGGGUAAAUUGUAACUACAAAUAUUUUUCAAUGUAACUUUUUGAAAAUUAGUCAUUGUAGAGAAUUCAAGCUAUCUAUUUUGAAUUAUUUGUCUUAUCUCCCUUUUUUUUUCAUUUUAAUUUUGUUUUGAUUAACAGCAAUUUAUUGAGUGUCCAUCUAGACAGUGCAUUCUCUGUACCAGACUCCUGGCAGAUUCAGAUGGCUCAGCAGUUUAACUACACUGCCAGCUUGCCUGUUCCAAUAUCCACUGAGGUGAGAAGUUCACAUCUAAAUGGAUGCUAAGUUAAGUUUAACAAAUGAGAUUUAUGUUUCUCCUCAAGAAUCUGGGUUUAUCAUCAGUGAUUACUUUGUAUACCAAGGAGGGAAGAGCCAGCAAUUGAAUGCAAAGCUGAUAUAUGUAGAUGCCCCCCCUCCUCCCCAAUGAAGAACAGUUUCACCCGAGGUACAGGGCGGAGGGAGGGGGGGCUGGGAGCAUAUCUUACAGAGUGGCUCAUCAGUUGUAAUGUACAUGUAUGUGCUACCAAAAGAGCAAGAUCUACUUUGAAAAAGACACUCGCAACUUCAAAGAAGUUUCGAAGACGAUUGGUUCUUUGUGGCUAAAAGACCGCUCAGCGCUAAUGCAAUUUAUCUUCUCUGGAGUGAAUAAUUACUUUUCUUAGUCUUCUGAUGGUAAAUGUAAUCGUUUCUCACAUGAAAUGGUUAAAAUCAUAUUAUCUAGAAACUUAGUACUUUAUUGAGGUAAUUUGGUAUUAUCAAAAGUGACACUCAUUAACAACUUUUGCAAUGUGCCUCUGUCUUCGUUGUAUCUUUGAAACAUCGAUUCAUAAUUGCUAGAUAGUUUGUGUAGGUAAGAACAUGAUUUCGGUUGCAAUUUAGUGUUAUGGGUACGAGUAAAUUUUUGUAAAGGCGAAAAAAUUGCACGAGCCCGUAGGGCUUGUAAAAUUUGUAAAGUUUACAAGUGCUUAUUUUCACCAAAUUGCACAAGAAAUCAUGUUGUUACUUCUUAAUAAUUUACAUGAAAAAAGCUUCACAGAAAGUCAAAACGGACGAAAUUUCGGUGAUACGCGCUAUUUGUAAUUUGCACUCGACUAACAACUUUGCACUCGUAGUACGUAAAAAAUGCAAUCGUUUUCGGCCAAUCAGACGCGCUUAAUUUUCUCAUGUUUAUUAUUAUUAUUAUUAUUUAUAUUCCCUACGUUACAGAAAGAAAGUACAAUAGUGUUAUCCAACGGACUGCUUCGUGCACCAGGCGAAAAGGUUAGACUGUUACCACUUGUUCUGUCAUAUGAAACAAGCACGUCAACCCACUGACUCCUGAGAGUGACUAGUAUCCAAUUUCUUCCGAAUCACACAUUAAGGUCACGAAAAUACAGAAAUGAUCACCAUUUCAAGCAGCCCAUGACUGUUAAACAAAUUUCUUCUUAUCAGCACCUUAGGAAAUUUAUGUGUAGAGAGUACUAUGUAGAAUAUUGCAUACUGAUGUUAGGGUGUAAAGCUCGCUGGUUAAUACGCAGGGAAUUUUCAGGUGUUUUGUUGACGGAGUGUUUUUUGUUUUGUUUUUUUUUCUGCAGACUUGCUGAAGAUUUCUCUUUUUUGCAUAUUAAUUUUUUUUUUUAACUUACUAGGAAACUACAAAUCAUCGGAAGUGGUCCGCUGCUCCGAGUGCCUCUGGCUCCUGUCUAUACAUUACUGACAGGUAAUAACUGCAAGUAGUUAAAGUGCAAUUUUCAAUCGCGUUUCGAUACUUAUUGGGUUUUGCUUUGCCAUGCUCUGUAAUUAGUCUACAAAAAUGGUGCCACCCUCUCCACCAAUCAGAAAUAAAACUGAAGCCGAUCAGUGUUUGGUCACGCGCGUUUUCCCGCGUUUUAUAGAAUCUGCUUCACUUUGACUUUGAGUUGAGCUUUGAGCUGUGAUGACGCAUGCUAAGAUUUGAAGCAGCUUUGUCGUGAUAAUUUGGGUCAGACAUGUAUUUAUCAGUUGCUAUUAACUUCAACUUUCCUCUCUAGUAACAUCGAAAUUUUGCCGUUCGAGGACGAAGAUGGUGAUCUCAGAGAUAGAGAAGAUAUCGUUUUUCGUCAGGAGGCUAUGAAUGAGAAAAAUCACGUCACGUGGAACACAGAAAGACGCUGUUUCUUAAAUGCAGAGGCCGCUGAAAGGUGAGAUCGUCCUUCACAAGGGCGUUGUAAAAGAAAAGCUCUUCGUGACUUUGCCUCGAACCAAGUGAGCUUCUGUAUUCCAGCAGUGCUGAGUUUCUUAUGUAUUCUUUAAUUGUACAUGUGAUAGCAACUCAGCCCCGCUGGAAUAUCGGGGGCUCAUAUGGGAUGAAGCAAUGUUACGUAGUUCUUUCCUCAGUAAAAGGAAAGGAAAUGCUUCCCAGGUCUAUGGGCGGAUGCGACGCAGUACCACAGUUUCUUCUUACCUCCUCUAUUCAUUUGUGUUGUUAGUUCAUGAACACACGUUCACUUAAUUUAGUGUACUCAUUUAUUUAUCAAUAUAUUCAUUUCCUUAGACUUAAUUUUUUUUAUCUUCUAGUUUGCAGAACAAGAUCGCGCAGAAUCGUUACUGGCCCUUGGAAAUAAUGAGGACCCCAAUACAACAAGCCACGAAGACAAAAGGAAAACAGGGCUCGUUAGAAGAAGAUAUUCCCAUAUCAUUCCACGGAGUAGCUUAUGUUAACAUGGCGCCCUUACUCUACCCUGGGGUGAAAAGGUUUGUUUCUUCGCAUUCCACUUCAGAGUCUCUUUUAAAGCAAGUUUCGUCUCACGAGCAGGGAUUCUUGUCUUUGGAUAAGCGAUUCGCAUAUGUGUGUCUCUUGAGAAACGAAACGCAUUGAUCGGAUUCUUGCAUUUAAGAGUCCUGUAAUAAACUAUAGUUAGUGGCAAAAGUAUUUGGCACGCCUUUCCUUAUAAGGAGACUUACCAUAAUAAACAUAAGUCUAGUAAUUCAUCUGUAAUAAGUCACUUGAAAGUCCUCCCUCCCCCUCCAAAAAAAAAAAAUGUUGCCCGAUGUAUGUGACCACUAUGUAGUACCAGGUAACAAUGAAAUGGGGAAGAGGGGGUAAUAACUUAAAAAUGAAAAACUAAAAAUGAGUUAAGCGUGCCAAGACUUUUGCCACUCACUGUACGUUUUACCUGUUAAUGUUCCCAUUGAGUUCGAUGAGAGGGGAUUCUGACACUUAGCAUUCUUCCCCUCGUCGUUUUAGCGACAUGUAACGCGUUGUUUCUUCACCCAGAAUAAGAGGAGCAUACCUUGUGAAGCCUUUCAUCGAGAAUGAAGUGUUUGAUAAAACCAAGCGCAAAGGUACACUGGCGGAAGAGGCUGCCAGAAUAGCCAGCGGAAUGAGCCGUACUCUCGCCUCAGCCAUGGCGCAGAAGGCCCCUCCACCCUCCAAACAAGGCAAAGCGGAUGCAAAAACAAAGGUACUAUUACUGUUGUGUCUUUAGAGCACAUUUCGAUUGGGUGUUAUAAAACUAAAUAACAGUAAAUUGUAUCAAAGAUAAAUGUCACAAAUAACCAAUGAGAACUAAAGCUGAAAACGUUUUCAUCUGAUUGGUGGAGAGGAUGGUGCGAGUUUUGUAAACCAAUCACAGAGCGAAGUAAUGCAAAACCAAUGCAUUCCCGAAUUACUUUUGACACUGAAAUGAAAUGAACCUCCCGAAGAAGAAUCAGAACCUUUGCUAAACCGAUGACUGUGGAUGAAAAUCUCCCAAUUUCACACGUUAUAACAGCAAAAGAAGUCAACAGCUUUUGUUAGGUAAUGUUGGCAAGUUUCGUCUACUCAAGGAUUGUUUCAACCGAGAAAAUGUAAUUUUGAACUUGGAAACAUACAGGCAGUAUAUGCAGUUUGGCUGAAAAUAUUUGCCAAAACUGUUGUCAAACAACUCUUUAAAUACGAACAGUAAGUUUGUCUUUUAUUCCCGUAAUUAGAGUUCAUGUAGCUGAUAUUUUUAGCGCGCAAUAUUUCGACCAAUUACUUUCUAGGUCUGGGGAUUGUCUUUCCUAACGACAAAUUUUUGUCUCCGCUCGCCAUUUUUGAGAAUGUUUGGUCUACCACGCUCUAGAUCUACGGGAAUGGCUGCAAAUUUACCCGUUUUGUCUGCAAACAUCUCAACUAAGACUUGAUGUUUCGUGAAAUUGCCAAAAAACCGAAAAUGAAGGGAAAUUUACUUAAUUUACGACUUCUUGAACUAUUUAGCCAUCAGGUGCUGUUCUCAAACCAGACGUUUUAGCAGAAGGAGAGGGUAACGAGGCCAAAAAUCUUGAAGGACAGGUGAGGCUUGAUAUGCAAUAAUGAGUGAACAUUUAUUUGUACAAGAAAUGUCUGUCGAUAAAGAAAUGCAGACUUCAAGUAGAGUUUACCACAAACAUUAAUCAAAAAGGUUACUAGGAUUUCUCCUUUUUUUCGGGUUCCAAGUCUGGGUUCCAAGAAGAACACGGACUUCUCGACCCUUCUGUUAAUCCUUUAACUCCCAGAUCAAAUUUGUAGUUCUCCUUACUGUCAACCAAACAAUUCUUAUAAUGCUAGUUCAGAGAAUUUAGGAUUGGAUCAACUAAUUAUCUCCAAAUUGAUAUUUUUCUUUAUUCUCAUCACUUAUCUGGUUGAUAUUGCAUUGAUAUUGUAAGGAGAAAUUCUGUCUUGAAUACAAAUUGAUAUGAGAGUAAAAACAAUAAAAACUUGCCUACGGCUCACAAUAAAUAUCUACAGGACAUCGCUAUGUAUGCUAGUGUGUAAGGUCAAGAACGGUCUUGGCGAAAGAAUUCAUUACCAGAAAUGGAUACAUAGUUGAGUCUUUUUAUUUACAGCAAUAUCUGGAGUCACGAACUUUUAUCACCUUGGAAUUUGUCCUCGACAAACCGCUUGUUCCAAAACGGCCGCCAUCUUCGCUUGCAAGAAAGUAAGUUAGCGAUACUGAAUGAUGCUAAAUACGUUGCGUUGUGCCUCCUCGACUUAGACUUGCAGUUUGACAUUUUUUGGCCUAAUUAGUUAGCAAUAUAUUUGAUCCUGUACAUAACCGAUAAGCAAAAUCUUUAAAAACUCAAAUUGUCUUAGAACCAAACUAAAUUGAAGACAAUGAAACCAGCUGACAAAACAAAACGAGCGUAUAAAAAGUGACAUGUAGACCGUUACAAGAGAAAACUUUUAGUUGCAACGUAACUGUGGUUUCCUAACUCAAUUUUGAGUAGUGGCAAGAGCUCCCAGAAAGCCUAUCCACGCCUGAACGAGGUUGUGCGCGAGCCUACGUUAAAAUCCUGUUGUGCGCGCUUAUGACAUCAGCAAACAAAUGCCUCGCGAUUCAAAAAUUUUCCUCUACGCUUGACUGCAAAGUUCCCGUUCAGCUUGUCCGCGAGUCUUGAGAUUUUCAAAAUUGUUUAAAGGUUCCAUCCCGACUGGGAUAGACCUAUAAGAGCUCUUAAUGAAGUGGAAAGGAAACGGACAUUUAAGCCUUCAAAGCGACGAAAAGAGCUUUCGAGUGAAUAAUGCUACAAUUCUCAAACGCGAUACGAAUGGCUGGAAAAUGAAAACUGAAUUUGCUGACAUCAUUGGGGCUUCGCCAGUUUUGCACCUCUCUUUGGCUCGAUAAGUAUUAUCUUUUGUGCAACUUCAUUUGUCUUAAAUCUGACAACUUUCAGAAUUUUCAACACAACGCUACACAAUUUCUUGGCCUUGAAGUCAGGUAAACAACGAUUCAAGCAUUGCGCGGGCCGCCUGUAUGCGAGCGAUUUUGACUUUUUCGCCUCCUAAUAACAAUUGAAGUAUUUCUUUGAAUAACGCUUUUACUUCGAAACAUUUCUUUGUCAUUUUUCCCCUAAUCAAGAAGCUAGAGCUGUCUCGGCUACGCCUCGAACAACACUUACGCCCCCUUUGUGCUCUCCAACCUUCCAGCGUGCUUCAUACCGCUGCAAACGCACGCUGGCGUAUGAACCAGUUAUUUACAAUAUUGUCAAUUUGACUUGUACUUUGUUCAUUUUUCCCCGCUUGUAGAGUUGCAGAAUAUAUUCCUCCACGUCCAGUUUUUGCCCGGAAAACAGGAGGCUCCAAAAAGGUAGCAUAUCAUGGAAUGCAUUUAGUUUUGCGAACACUGAAGUUGACAACGUUUUUUUCCACUCCUUAAGUGCCAUUUUUAAGAUUGUGUUUGUUUUGUCUUACUAAGUGGAAGAAGGGCAGCGAAUUCAGGGAUUUACAGGGAUAAGGAACGCAGCGCACUGGGGAAAUAAAAUUUGUUACGUUUUGAUUGCUUUAUAAUAAUUUAAUAGUUUUUUUACUUCGUAAACUUUGAUUAAAAAAUUUGUAAAACUAUCUGUUUUGUUACAGGCUGUGGAAGAUUUCCACAGUCAGUUGACCACUGUUGCAAAUUCCCUGCUCGAGGAAUUCAGGUUUGUAACUAUCGUUCUGAGGAAAGCAGCAGUACUCUUUUUUGGUUCUCGAUUAUUUGAUUCCUGUGCACGAGAUUCCCAAGUGGUUUCGAAUUUAAUCUGCUAUACGAAAAGUUACACAACCAAACCUUAACGGUAUCUUGCCUUUUAACCAAGUCUCACAAUAGAAAAUGGUUUUUCGUUACAAACUCGAGAAGUUUAAAGUUGCUAAUCAAGCACUAUCUCAUCGUCUUCGCUUGUAGCCAAUCACUCAACUUCCUAAAGACACCCAAAGCUUCGAAUAUGAUGAGCAAAUCAGAGGAUGAACGCGAAACUUUCGGCAUCUUACACUUCUUACAAUCAUCUUACGACCAAUUUUCUUCGGUAACAUCUUGUGUUUCUUGUUGCAGGCAAAUGUACGGCGAUGAUCUGUUGAAGGGAAGUCUACCGCAGUCAAAUGAUGCUAUGGACCAGAGGUGCAUAUUUUUGCUUUCGCACGCAAAAUAAGGAAGAAGGAAAAGGAGGCCUAAUAAUUAGCUCUGAAAAUCUCUCAUUUUAAGGUCUAAAAAUGAAAUAUUAUUGUAAUUGUUAUAAAUUAUAACAGUCAGAAAGAGAUUUUCCUCUCUUAAAAACCACAUGUAUUUUUAAUCGGUGUGAGUUUGGAGAAUUUGGUCGAUGCACGUCUACCUUAGUUGAAGAUUUUACUUUCGCCUUCCUCUCCUCUUAAAAUUUUUGUUUCAGGCAGACUGGUCAUGUUUAGCCUUGUUCUGAUGGGCCGUUUUCAGGUUGCAAGUACUUCGGUUCUGCAACAUCUAUUUUAGGGCAAUUCUCAAUUGAGUGUUAGGAGUAGUCCGGAAAUGCAUUGGCUUUUAUUUACUUCGACUGAUGAUUGGUCCGGAAAACUCGCGCGACUCUCUCGCCCAAUCACUACUUGAUCGCCCACGUUUUCCCGCGGUCAUAUUUUGAACUAGUGAAAGAAAUAACGUUGGUUCUUUUUUUUUGUAGGAGGCAGAAGUUUCUGUACGAACUAAAUACAUCCGGAAAAUAUUUCGCUUUUAAAGAACAGUUAAAGGUAGCACAAACGAUAUCGAUUGUACAGUACAUGCAAUAAGUUGACUAUACACUGCUUGAUUUAGUCUUGGCAUCUGUUUUGUUUUGUCUUUUGGUUACUUUUUCUAAUAUUGCCUUUUUCUUGAGGCUUAUCCAUCUAGUCAUGUCUUGUUAUAAGUAAAAUGGUUGAUGAUGGCUCCAGUCGCAGCUGUUAACAUAACUGUAGCUUUAAUUAGAAUACUUUGUUAAAUCUGAAGUAUUUAUGGAAGAAGAAGUAUGCACUAAAAACUGUAUGAAUUUUGCUUCCACCAAAAGAAAAAGGAAAGAAAACAAAUUGCACAUUCAGUUACAAUUUGCCGCGUCUUGCGAUUCCAAAGAGUAACCUUUUUACUCGAAGAUCGUCUACAAAUAGGCAAGUUCAUUGGUAGACUAAGUUAACAUACGUUUCCCUUUGAUUAACAGAAUAGCGUCAUAAAGAUCGUGCGAGAGAAGUAUUUAAACACCACAGCUUUUACAGACAAGGAAAAACUACAAGCAUUCCUCAGCGAGUUGUAUGUGUUUUUAAUUGACCAGAUGCACGUGGCUCUGAACAAGGUAAUGUUUACAUCAUUUGUCAAUGGAAUGUUAUACUCUAUAUUUUAGGCUAAUAAACUGUUAUAACAGAACAUAGAAUUGUGAAGUCUCUUACUCGAGCUGAGUGUUUCUCAGCACUUACAACCGAGUUCCCAAGCCAAUCAUGUCUUAGCAAAGAACAUCAUGUUAUGAUCUUGGGUAUCCAGAGCUCAAACCAGGAGGCUUCAAUCUCUUGCUCAGUGCAUCCACCACUAAGCUACCGCACCUUCGCAUGCAACUUACCAUGUUGCAUGAGAAUUUAGCGGUUUUAUUUUGUGGAUUAGCGACUUUUUGCGGUUUGAGGGGUCUGAAAGUUUUGUUGGUGGACUAAUUUUUGCGAUUUUCAAUUCAAGCUACAACAAAUUUGAAGGAAAGAAAACGCAGUAUUUAAACUUUUACUACUUUUUGAGUUACAAUGCACUCUAAAGACAUGUCAAAGAACUUACUCAAUGACAGAAUUAAACAAAAAAAUUCCCUUCCCCAAUCCCCGACAUGAACAGCAAGAGGGUGUUUCAAUACUGCGUCAUGUAACCAAAAAUAUAUCCCUGUUUAUACCGAGCUGGUAUCACAAGUUUAUUGAUAGGUUUAUAAAUGUGUCAUACCCUAACGGUAUAUGCGUUUAUUUUGCGUAGUCUGAGACUGUUCCAGUCAUCUUACAUCGUUUCCUUGUUUCAAUUUGUAGUUCCUCACAGCAGAAGAAGCCCCAGAGGAACCACCGCCCGUCACUGACUCCGCCACUCUGAAACACUUCGCGAGAGAGGCUGAGGUACGCUGAAACUCUGAAGUGUGGUGUGAUAGUUUAUCAUGUCACGCUGUAUUCGAAAAAUAACCUGUUUUGUCUGUUUUGUUUCAAUGUGCUUCCUAAGAUGUCAUUAUUGACGAAUGCUUUUCUUCUUAUCAAAAGGUGAACCAGAACUUUGAACUAGCAGCGAAAUAUUAUCAAGAGGUAAUAAAAAUCUAAAAUAGACAAUUUAAAGAUUUUAUUCAUUUACUAGCGUUCCAGCAGUAUAACAGAGAAGCAAGUAGAUCUGCCUAGAUGUGACCACUGGAUACCCCCUUCUAACCUUUCCACAAAUGUCACUGUGCCCUAAUAGGCCAUUUCCGAAUUACAUUUGGCCUCAUUUUCAAAGCGAGUACUGGUGCUCAUUCCUUCAUCUGAUUAUAAGUUUGCAUUCACAUGCAAAUUAAACUCGUUUCCAGACGAGUGGUUGAGCACCAGUCCUCGUUUUGAGAAAAAGGCAAAAGGUAAUUAAGAAAUGGCCCAUUCACAUGUAAUCCUCUACGGAUUUGUUCAAAUUGGUUAACUCCGGGAAACAACAGAACGACUUUAAUUGUGUAAACCUCAAAAUGCUGAAACAUUCAAAAGCAAAAGUUUUGAUCUCCAAAGUUUCUCACCGGAGCCUGGACCUGCGCGGAGUGGAAAAAGAGGCUCUUCAGGUGUUCAAACCUCCUUGCCCGCCUGCUCACUAUUCUGAAUUGCUCAUUUGUUUAAUUUGUUCCCGAAAUCAUUUCUUAUUUAACUUUUUUUCCUCUUUUAUCAGCGUUUGUCUCGUAACAAGAAUGAUCCUGAUCACUGGUUUGAUUAUGGAGCGUUUUGCUUGCUCAUUGGCGACUUUGGGAAGGUACGAAUUCUAACAAUGGUUAUAUUCGGGCGUCAAGUUUUGUCAUGGCUCUUGAAUCAUGACGAAUCGAGGCCUUUUCCAGAAACAAGAAAAUCCUGAAGCUGAGAAAAAAAAUCAUACAAAGAAUUUUCCGAGACCGUCAUCAAAAACUGUUGAAUGGGAUUUCCUAUAACAUUAGCAUAAUAAGAUCGAUGGCUGCAAACUUCAAUCAUUCAAACUUCAAUCGUUUGGUCAACACGUGUGUUAGAAUCAUGCGACUGGAAAGAGGGAAAGUUGAUUUUUCCAACGUUUUGGAUAUAAUCAGUCAGACCCCUGGAAAAUUGUUUUAGGGUUAGGGCAAAUAUUGCAAAGGAAUUACUAAAGUGAUGUGUCUCUUUCUGUAGGCUGAGGAGUGUUUCAAGGAGACAGUAGCUAUUGCGCAGAAACACGUACCAGGGUGAGUCGGAUAUCAUUUUUCUUUACUGACCCUGAGUGUGCCAGGGAUGUUUAGCCGCCCCAGUCCUCUCUCUACUGAUCUAGCUUUCUCUUCACAGUCUUCUGAUGCAUGGCUGCAUGUCUCUGAUGAAUGAGAAGUACGAAGAAGCCGAGACUUUCCUUGAAGCGGCAACAUGUGCUGAGAGCAAGAACGUCAUUGCAUGGACCAUGCUGGGUAAAUAUGUCAUUAUUUUAAGGAGCUCUCUUGUAAACUUUAAAUCAUUUGAGAAAAGGAAAGAAUUGUCUUUCUGUAAGCUAGAAUAAAAGCGAAAAAAGGAAGAAUUAAAGACCAGCAGGUACUUACUAGUUUGACAUUUUUGCACGACAGCGAGACUGUAUCUUCAUUCAUGUUACAGGUUUGUACUAUGACAGCAUUCAAAACGACAUCGGAGCUGAGCGUGCGUUUCUAGAAGCCAACCGCUUAAAUGCGGCAACGUCGUCUUCUUCUGAACUGAUAGCCCCAGUAGAUGGACCGGGCGAGGUUGAAGAUUCUGUUUCGGAGACUAUUGCCGACGAACCUGCUGGAGAAGGGGCUCCUGGAACUGCUGUGUCUGAGGACCAGAAACUGCCUGAGGUCCAUGGUAUGUUUGAGGGUCUUUUUGUUUUGUUGUUUGUUUGCUAUUGCUCCUUUUUUUGUUUUAUUAUGUUUUCCAUUUUUCCUUUGCUUUAUUUAAGAAAUAGAGCAUUCAAUCGCGAAAUAUUUAAUAUUGCGUAGACUUAGCGUAAAGCUAAAAAACGUAAACCAUGGUUAAGAAGCGACAAAUGCUUUAUCUCAUAAGACAGCAAAAUCCUAGAACUCUCAACAGCUCGAAUAGCUUAGGGAAGGUUUUUCAAAACAAGUCGAUCAUUAAACAAGAUGAUAAACAGCCUCCACUGGCCAGAAUUUUGGUCCAGUAAAUGACAAACUUGCAGACUGUUUUGCAUCUCUAACAUCUAAAUAUCUAAAUCUAACAUUCGAUUAACUAUUGUCCACGGCUCUCUCCAAGGUUAACGUCAAGAACACACAAGCAACGCCGUAUCACCAAAUAUGUGGCGGUUUAAACUUCUCUCUCACUCGGCAAUAACAUGCGGGAAGAAUAGGCCAGCGGUUGAUAGGUUGCGCAUGCGUAAGGGAUGACUAUCGGUUGGUUUGAACUUAGGUCUGUAACUCACGGAAUACAACUUGGAUCUGAAAGCCUAAAAAUACACCCUCGCUUUUACGAUGUCAGCACACGCAGGCGUUUGAGCUCUCUGUUGACCUAUUACUUCUUCCUGCUUGUCAUUGUCACGUGAACAAGAAGUAUAAAUAUCGUUACCUCCUUUUUUGAAGUGAUUCGGCGAUGUGCAUAAUGAUAGGCCCGCAAUGCGUGAAUGAUAGCUUCAAGAAGGUCCAAGAAUAGAAUAAGUGACAACAACUGUCUAAGAAGAGACAAGUGACAACAACUUUUUUCCAACAGCGACCGAAAUUAAAAAUUUAUCAGCUUACUACACGGAAUGUGAAAAGUGUAUAUAAAAGGAAAGUUAUAUUUGUUUUUCUUUAGUUGAUGAUGUACUACGUGAGGAGCCUGGGUCAGCGAGUGGAGAAACCAUCGCCCAACCUUCCGCCCCGCCAACUGCAGCCCUCCCCCAUCUGUAGUAAUCAGUUCUGCAACGCCUGUUGGGAAGCUUGGAGUGAAACCUCAGACCCAGUCUACGACACAAAUGACAUCCAAACAGAGCUCGCGUGUUCCAAGUCCUGCCGGCUCAAACCGCCAAUCACCUCCUCCGACGGAAACUGACCCUGUAGCGCCUGCAGAGGAGAAGUCAGCGGAGGUCAAGCCGAAUGAUAGUAUUUUCUUACAAGUGGCUGCUUUCUUGCUGGAAGUAAAUGCUCUACAGGUAGUGUUUUGGUGGUUUUUCUAAGCGGUAGUGAUAAUGUUUUUGCGUUGCUGUUGUCAAAUGUUUGCUCUACAACCCGGUCUGAAAUGUUGGACACACUGGUCACCAAUGGGACUGAGAAUUAAUUGUUCCUCACUAUAAUUCUAAUGCUGGUCCCCUGAAGGCAACUAUUUUGAACUCUUGUGGAUGUUCUUCUCGUAAAUCAGCAAUCAACACCCAAGAAGGAAACAAAUGUUAUCUUUUGCUGCGGUCAUCUGAACUUAGCCGGUGAUCGUUCAAGCGUUUUAAUGUGUUUUAUGCAAUGAAACGUCUCUAGAUUUUUUUUUUUCAGUUCGAAGUGAACCAAAAGAAGGAAGAUAAGAAUCAGAAUUUAUUGGUGACGAAAAUGAUUAUUCCCUUUGGCGAUUAAAGCUAAAUUUGUCUAAAUUCCUCUAGGUGCUCGUAUAGAUAAACUUAACUUCGGACUAUGGACAUGCAGCCUUGUUACCUAACACACCAAAUGUAGCGACCUUUUUUAUCGCGGUUUUCUUUCGAUCCCACUCUGGGUAUUUUGUUGGUUGGAAUUUAAAAUCCUUUCGUAAUAGAAGCAGUAGGCUCGUGAAUAGUGAAGUUCUACGCUUAUGCCCUGGCUGGGACCAACACACUGGGGAAAAACACACUGUUAGUUUCUUUACCCAACCACUCCCCGUUGUUUCAAUGAACGUUUGUAUUUUUGUUACUGGGUACCAGCUGACGGACGCGGCAUUGGCGCACGAGUUGGUGGCAGCCAACGGAGAGCCUGGAGCGAGAUACUAUGUGCUUCUUGGGAGGCUGAAGAUACAACAGAGAUCUUUCAUCGGGGCUGAGGAGAAUCUUAAACAAGCUGUCAUGUUGAAGCAUCAGGUGAUUUGCGUUAGGGGCUUUGUUGGAGUUAGUUUCAAUACAUUUGUGUGAUUUGCUUUUAGUUUCCAACUUGGUAGAACAACAGCAUGUGUGUUCUCUUCUCUUAGAUUUUAUCCCUGGAAUUUUUCGAGAAAUCUUUGAGAGUUUGAUUUUGUUAACUUUUCGAGUUUGCAUCCCCCAUUUGUCUCCCUCGCCGCAGCCGUCUUGCAAUAAGUCAAACUGAAAAAAAAAAAAAAAAAAACAAAAACGAAAACGAAAACAAAAAAAGCGUCGGGUAACUUUUGUUAAAAAAAUUCUAACGGCUGUGAAAUAGACUAUUGAUGUUUUGGCCCAUUGAGCUGAAAACUUCUUGCUUUACAGAAAGAUUUACUAUAAGCAUGAAAAAUGUAAACGUGCCUGCGACUUAGAAACUACAAUGCGGACAGUGUGUGAAAAUGAAAACCCUCUGGAAUAGGGAGGCAUGUUGUCUUAUUGAGUGUGAUUGAAAUUUACGCAGUACCAAACGCUGAAGUUUGUCUCUUUAUUCGAUAUCAGAACCCAGAUGCUUGGGGCUUGAUGGGACACCUCUAUUAUUUGACAAGCCGCACUGAGGAAGCUCAGGACUGCUAUGAGAGAACACUGGCCUAUACAACCGAAGCCUCAGACAUGCACGCCAUCUAUUUGAGACUUGCCUCGAUUUACUUGGAGAAAGGAGAGGUUGGUGCAACGUUACACUAUCUAAGUUUUUAGUUGAAAAGCUUUCGAUUCACCGCUUGUAUCCCAUUCUUUUGUCCACUUUCUAUGGUUAGCAUCUAGAAGGUUUCACUAUUCUUCUAUGUUUUAUGUUUGACGUUUAAUGUUUGACAUUUGACGUUAACGUCUGACGUUUGGAGUUCGACGUUUAAUAUUUGACGUUCAACUUUGACGUGUAACUUUUAACAUUUUGACGUGUGACACUUCAUGGUUGACAUCUAAUGUUUGACUGGGACGUUAAAAUUUUGACAUUUUACCUUGUUGGUUGUCUCCUCUCUUCAAAUUCAGUUUGAUAAAGCGAAGACAACCUUCUUGAAAGCCUGCAUUCGCUCGCCUUCCUGUGUUUCGUGGCUUGGAGUUGGAAUUGCGUGUUACAGGGUAAAUACUGUAAACAACUUUACUGAGAUACCACUCUGUGUUUAUUAAAAAUUCCCCUCUACUCUUCUGUACCCGCGCAUGUAUCAUUUUGCACAAGUUAUUAAAUUGACUUACUACGAGAAAAGGUUUUAUUGGUAUCACACGAUUGUAGAAGAGAUUAAGCUUGAAUCUUUGAAUGACUUGCUUUGCAAAACUUAAACGUCAAGCGUUCUUUGCCCACAAGGAAUGAAACAAAUUAUUGCGAUGUUAUAAAUAUACCAUACUUUGUCAUAUUACUUUCAUUCGGAUUUGCGACUGCCGUACACCACGUAGACUGUAUGUGUUAAUCACUGACUUUUGGGAUCGUGGCCAGAAAUUUGACGUUGCGAAUUGGCGUUGGAAUUAGUGCUUUGAUCGAAAUCAUUUUAUCCUGACUUCCACCCUUGAUUUAUUUUAGCUGGAAGAUUUGGCCGAAGCCGAAGACGCUCUUUCUGAAGCAAAUAUAUUAAACAACAAAGACGCCGAAGUAUGGGCUUAUCUGUCCUUGGUGUGUUUACAGGUAACUUUAAAUCAAAUUCAUAUUUCUGUAAGAUUUUAGGAUUUGCAAAAGUAGAACGACUCUUUUUUUCUCGCUUUCCUUCCAGUUCUUCCGAGCAUGGUCUAAAGGCAAGCUAAGUUAUUGUGUAAUCCUUUGUUCGAGCUAGACACAGACUCUUGCGGAAGAGUGAAUACUUUACCCUGCGUAACAUUAUUCAGUAACACUAUUGUGUCGUCUAGUUUUCUGGCGCUAGUUUACUGGCGUGUUUCUAUACGUUUGUGCGCCACUUUAGAUCGCUUAAGAGCCUGGAAAGCAUUUUGAUUUAGGAAAAUCUUAUCCUCUGUCUAUAUUUUCUUGUAGACCGGUCGACAGCUGGAAGCCGAGCAGUCGUACAAGUACGCUCUGAAGGUAAAAAGCAAUUUAUCAACCGUCUUGCCGUUGUGUAAUCUGAAAGAAAGCUUCUUGGAUUAGGCUACUUCAGGCUGAUAAGCCUCCUUUUCUUUAAAGACCCCUUUUUAAAUGUUUUCUUCCCUUUUAAAAGCCACCUCAUUGAACUCCCUCCCACUCUUGAAGAAGCCUUUUUUCUGGAAAUCCUGGACAUCAACGCCUACUGACAAUUUAAUCCCCACAAUUAUCUAAUUUCUCCCCACGGUAUCACCCAUGUAUGAAACAUUUAGGUCAUAAAAACAAAAGGAAUGGGCACCGAGCUAAGCAGAAUAUGCUUACUGACGUUACGGUAGAAAGGGCUAGCCUCGAGACCUGACAAACGAAGUUGAACACUUUCGUAGGAUUUUAAUGUAUUUUGUACAACUUUACAGCUUCGACAUCAAUCCCCCAUUUAGAGCUAAAUGAUUCUCUAAGUUAGGGAGAAAAUAUGUAUGGUUGAUCUUUCCUCUUUUUCUAUUUGCAGUUAAAUCUACAAGACAAAAACCUGCUAGGAGAAAUUCAUCAAUUGCAACAAAAAGUCGGCUUUGGAAAUCCGAUGGUGGCCUAGAAUUUUUUUUCAGUGCAGUUAGUUUGUUCCAUUUUUUGUACCAUUGACAUCUCCAUCGAAUGUUCUUUUCAAAAAAAAUAGUGGAAUGCGCAUAGCUUGUUGUUUUUAUGUACACACUUCCUUGUUUUGUUUGGCCUUUAUUUAUUUGUUUGUUUGUUUUUUAUGAUUAUUGUAAAAUGGAGCGAGAGAUGUUAUGAUUUGUAAUCUCUCUUUUUCCAGAGUAAGCGGAUUUGUACAGUUAACUCUGCGCUCUUUGCGCCAUUCUAAACGGUAACUUUUUAAAGUCGUGGAUGUGUCCUCCCAGCCUCGUGCAUGUGUGGUGUAUUUUAAGGGAUGUCAUUUAUUAAUAUCGUGUUAGAUCUCAAAUCUCGACUUGAAAGUGCUGUAAAAAUCCGUCUGAAACGUCUUCAAAAUAUGAAUGUAUGUGCUCAGUUCCAUUUUAUUUUUGUAUGAAGAUUUACUUCAAAACUAGAAUUCUGAGUGAGGAUUUUGAAGGCAGUUUAUUCUCCAUAGGCGUUUAUAACAUAGCGCGUAAAUUUGUCUAAUCAAAUUCAAUUGCCCGAGCGUGCUUCAUAUUCCUAUUGUGCACGCUCGUGACGUCAGCAAACAAAUCCCUCGCGAAAAAAAAUUUUCCAUCGGGUUAAAAAUGUUAUAAAAUAAUUGGUUCAUACAUCAGCUGUGCGAUCAUCGAGAUAUGAAGCACUUGGGAAGUUUGGAGAGCACUCAAGAAGCUAGAGUUGCUCUCGGCUACACCUCGAGCGACUCUUACGCAUCUUUCGUGCUCUCCAAACUUCCCGCGUGCUUCAUAUCUCGAUGAACGCACGCUGAGGUAGGAACCAACUGUUAAUUAACGCGAAAGGAUAGUGGAAGUAUUUACAUCAGAAAUAC
This is a messenger RNA of Pocillopora meandrina, 21912 nucleotides long. The record is from the annotation of a GenBank genome assembly. Lineage: Eukaryota; Metazoa; Cnidaria; Anthozoa; Scleractinia; Pocilloporidae.